Molecule: messenger RNA, 387 nt
Organism: Fusarium tjaetaba
Lineage: Eukaryota; Fungi; Ascomycota; Sordariomycetes; Hypocreales; Nectriaceae
Product: signal recognition particle subunit SRP14
Exons: 3
Coding region: 1-387 (128 amino acids)
Biological process (GO): SRP-dependent cotranslational protein targeting to membrane
Cellular component (GO): signal recognition particle, endoplasmic reticulum targeting
Molecular function (GO): 7S RNA binding; endoplasmic reticulum signal sequence receptor activity
Source: RefSeq, a predicted model, not a curated record
AUGGCUGACUCUCAUAUGAGCCAUGACGAGUUCUUCGCCAAGUUGGGUGAGCUCUUCAAUCAUCGCAAGGGCAGCGACCAUGGCGCCAUCUACUUGAGCCAGAAGCGCCUCACCUACGGUCAAGACAUCCCUAGUCCCUCAGAAGAGGAACCCUCUCCAGAUAUUCACCCUGGCAAGCCUCUGCCUCUCAUCAUCAGGGCAACUAAUGGCAAGGGCAAGAAGGAUCGCUCCAACAAAGCUAAGCUUUCAACGGUCGUCAAUCCCGAAGAUCUGGAGGCUUUCUACGUACGGUAUGCCGAUGUGUGCAAGGCUGGCAUGACAGCAUUGAAGCCCAGAGACAGGAGCAAGAAGAAGGCCAAGGCAAAGAAGAAGAAGGCUGCGGCAUAA